CUAAUAAAUAAACACUGAGAUAACUACGACCACGACAAACAAACGCGUCAUUGCGAUAUAAAAGUCUCUCCGGUGACUAAUGCAUCUCGCGGAUAUCUCAUUAGCGUAAUAAUUGUCCGCCAUUCGUUUUAUAGCAACCUCCGGUAAACCCAUCUUUGCCGUUCAAAUCACGGACAAUACAAACAAUACCCCGCGCGAAUUUGUACAGUGUUGCGCUCUAGCGGUGAACGCAAGUACGACCCCACCUGUUUGACAAGAUCUGUGGGCGCAGGUGAGUGGGGGAGGUAGGUUUCAGACGUUGCGUUUUCGUUGGGAAAAAAAUCGACCGCGCCCGAAGUAGACCGUUCAAAACCCCUUGCGGUGCUGUCCGAGGUGCGGGAAUCGUCGGGAAAGCUUCCAAGCGCGGCUCAAAGUACGUGAAAUUGUAAGCGCGCCCGAAACGGUCGCGAAACCGUUGGCAGAACAAUGACGUACCGUAGUUGAUGCUAGCGUGCAGCAGCAGCGUUGUGUGGUGUAUAGGGGGUUUUUAAAUGCAAGAUCGCGGGUCAAAAUGUACGAAACGAGACGGACGUUUGCCCGUAUUUUGUGCGUCGUAUUGUUGUGCGCGGUUAAAUGUGAGCAGGACGCAAGCUUCACCGAACAUUCUGGCGGUACGGUGAUCGACGAGAGGGUGGUUUUUACGAAAAACGGCAGCCCGUAUUGGCUGCGCGACGAUCUCAUUGUCGAAAGGACGGCCGAAGUGCACAUCGAGCCAGGGGUGACAAUCAAGGUCGAGCCUCAAGUCGGCAUUACCGUCAGAGGGAUUUUAAACGCUCUGGGCACGGAAGACGAACGCAUCACCUUGACGACGAAAGAUGAAUCGGCGAGGAGUUCCAACCUGCCGGACAUUCGGCUCGUCGACGGUCCGACCAUAUUGUCAGGCAGGGUGCAGCUGAGGGUGAACGGAAAAUGGCGGAGCGUGUGCACAAAUUCGAAAAACUGGACCUCCGCGGACAUGGAAACAGCUUGCCGCCAGCUCGGCUUCCAAGGCGGUACUUUUUCUGGCUGGUACGACCGUCAGAUGCCUGUAAAGUCACGCCUUUUAUUCGAAGAGCCUAAAUGCGCGGGCACCGAGUCCACACUUCUCGAUUGCGACUGGCCCUCCCAUCAAAUGGGCUCGGGGGUGUGCGACUACCACCCCGAUCUGGGUCUCGAGUGCCUACCCCAUCACGAUACGCCUCUGAAGUUUUGGCGCGGCAUCCGUUUCGAACAAGCCCUCAACGAGAACAGACUCGGCCUCCAAAACACCCUGUACAUGCCCGCGUCCCUUUCCUCCCUCCGCUACGUCAACAUUUACUACGCGGGCGUGGGUAGAGAUCAGAACGCCACCAGCGCGUUACACGUCGAAGGUGUACCCCCCUCCAUCGACCACCUGGAGGUCGUAGGUUCCGCCUAUAACGGCGUCAACAUUACCGAUCCCCUGGCGCCUAUCGUCCUGAACAAUUGCACGUUGAGAAGUAACCGAGGACACGGGCUCUUCAUCAAUUCGAGUUACGGUAUGGCACUCGUAAAAGGUUGCGCGAUCAGCGAUAACGGUGGCGACGGCGUAAAGUACGUGAGGGCAGAGGAGCGGCCCGAAGAACGUCAGGAUAAAUUCGGCUACGGCGAUUUUUGCCUGGAGGCCGUCUCCAACAGCCAAGUGUACCCCAUCAAGCUCUACGCCGAACAAAGCCUGUUCAUGCUCAAAGAGCAGCGGUGUGAUAAAGUCUUUAGCACUCGGCAAGGUCAUGUGCUCACUUUGGACUUUGUCCGAGCCGUGACCGCUGUAAACGAGUCCGCCCACUUGGAGGUAUACGACGGUUCAGACUUUAACAACAGACCCCUAAAGGAGUUCGCCGUGAGGAAUAACACGCGACCUCAGUCCAUCACGACCACAGCAAAUCAAAUCUACGUAAAAUUUCACGCCAGACCAGGCACUAGCGUCGUCAUUUUCUUCAGGAUCACGUCGGGUCUGGCCAAAACUUACGAUCUCAACCUCACUGAGUGCGACGUGUCCGAGAAUCGGGGCAGGGGCGUAGCUAUAGAUAACCUACGGUCUCAGAUCCACGUGCAUCGAAGCUCGGUGUCGAAGAACGGUCACGUCGCCGGUAUUCACGUGACCAGCGGCGCGGGCGAGGUGAACGUUACCGAGAGCAGAGUGUCGUUCAACGACGGCGACGGUAUCAAUGUGACCUACACAGGAGGCUCGAGGAACGUGUCCAGGUCUUCGAUAAGUUCCAAUAGAGGUUACGGAGUGGCCGUGUGGCUCAACGAUACUCGCGAGACCGAGUAUAUCUACAUGAAUCAGACCACCGUGGUGCAGUACACUGAGGUGUACAAGAACCUGGACGUGGGCAUUCUCCACGGCAACUAUUGUGGGGAAGCAAUGUUUAACUUCACCGGUAACUCGUUCACGAAUUGUCUCGGCGACGCGCUCGAAGUAUUGGCUUGUUGGAAGCGGAGCGAAGACGCGAUGCCACCCACUCACCUCCAGAUCGGUCAUAAUCGUUUCAUCGGCAACGAAAAAGUCUCGUUGAAACUAUACCCUGCGAUCAACCUGAAGGCGAACAUCGAAUACAACCAUUUCAGACAGGGUACUUACGGAGCGUUGUUAAUCAAGAACGAACCCUUGGAGGAGUUUAACGCGCUCGGUGCCGACGUCGCGGUGCAGCAAAACUAUUUCCUCAACAAUACGGGGGUGUUCGUAGCAAAUUUGGCGCUCUCGCCGUACUCUGACAGGCAACGUUUACUCUUCACCAGGAAUUUCGUGAAAAACAACAAAAUUACGGAACCGUUCCAGCCAGAGGACGGGUCAGUGUCGAAACUAAACACGAGGAGUAGGAUGGCAGCGCCUGUGGUGGUCGGGUCUAGUAACGUCGACAUUUUUCGCAACAUAAUCGAGAAUCCUGACUCCAGGUACGAGAUCGGGAGCCACCUGGAGGACCAGAGCAAAAUUAUCAACGCCACUUACAACUGGCUCGGGUUUGCCAACGAUCAGUACGUGUUCCAUCGGAUUUUUCAUCGUAACGACAGGUAUAACCUGGCCAAGAUCAGUUUCAUACCAUUCUUGCUGCACAAUUCCAACCCCCUCACCACCAAGACCAACCCUUAUCAGCUCUACGUGCCCAAAUUCCUCGCCUCGAACUCCGAUCGCGUCGGUGGCGAAAUCGAAGGCGAGGAAUAUCUUUCCAAGGGAGAGUACGUGGUCGAGAGAGACAUUACCAUUAGACCGGGUGGCAAGUUGACGAUUGAGCCAGGAGUGUUGUUACGUUUCCCUCCUUCCAUCGGGAUGAUGGUGGGCGGUAAGUUGGAAGCGCGGGGCAUCCAACCGGAUAGCAUAAAGUUCACCCUGAAGGAGGAAGUCAGAUUCGAAAAUGUCACAUACGCGGCGGAAGACGGGCAAUACGAUGCGGAGACCGAAAUCGUAGAGAUAGAACCAAAGAUUCCUGUGCGAUUACUAGGAGGCGUGGCCGAAACAGAAGGCCGACUCCAAGUGAAAGUGAACAACCAAUGGGGAACUGUUUGCAAUUACGGUUGGACUAUGGAGAACGCAGCGUUGGUCUGUCAGCAGUUGGGCUACGUGUUGAACCCGGACGAUUGGUAUUUGGAGAGGAGCGAAGUUCCUUCGGCCGGUACUGCUGAGCCGGUGAUCCUUUCGAACGUUCGUUGUACGAAAUUCGACUUGGAUAUCACGCGGUGUCGAUCCGAAACGUCGGAGGACUUUUCAAAUUCUUGCGACCACGAGAACGACGUCGGACUGAGGUGCUACAAGAGUUCGUGGGCAGGACUUCGUUUUGGCGCCCUCGCCGAACGUUCCGACUUGCAGUUCGUCACCGUUGAGCAGGCCGGGUUGCUAGACUACGCGACGAACACGUUCAAACCCGCCCUGCAGCUGGACUUUGCUCGGCAAAACUUGGAGAACGUCCGCGUCGCGAACAACUUCUAUCACGGUUUGGGCGUGACGUACUCGAACAUAUAUACUGACGAUUCGGUAAACUUCGUUAAGAACUCAGAAUUUUUCAACAACAAGGGCGCCGGUGUCAGCAUCAAACAGUUGGGGCUGACGCUGCAUAACAACCGAGUCGAAAACAACUUUGUCGGCAUCGACCACAAUCCUCAGAUCACGAACCUCCAGCAACGCGAAUUGGCCGGUUGGUUUAUCAAGAACGACGAGGAGACCCAUUACGAUCCCUUUUCCGUCCCGGAAAGAUCUGACGCCGACACUAUAGAAAUAAACAUAGGCCAAACCAAGUACUUGGUAACGACCGGAGUGAAGGGGGCGGAUAUCCGACGAAGUUACAGGAUCACUUGCGAGCCUGGGUGGGUUUUGGGUCUGCAACUACUGAAUCCUGUGGAAAACAGGAGUACGGAGCACUUGGUGGUGAACGACGCGUUCUCACCAAACCCCAAUGCGGCAGCGUGGGACUUGAAGCGAGACUUGGGUGUCUUUCCGACCACCUCCAGCGCUCAUGGCGUAAUAAUCGACUACGAGAGUGGUUUAGACGCAGUAGGCGGGGUCGUUCUGGUAGUUACAACGAUAAGAGCUCCCGUGCAGAACGUCUACAAUCGUAUAGUCAAAGGUCCGGUGCCUACUCUAACCGUAAAAGGCACUACCAUCCGGAACAACAUGGUCGGAGUGCGAGCAUCAUAUUACAACCGCUACCUCGACGAGCUGGGCAACCAUUACCUCCGUAGCGCGAACGAGUCUAUCAAAAUCGCCGACUGCGAUAUUUCGCGAAACGUCCGCGAAGCGCUGUUCGUCCACUCGCCCCAUUGGGACUUGCACCCUAGCAACUUGUCGGAGGUAACGUUUACGAUUAACAGAACCACGAUAGCGGACAACGGAAUGGGCGUGGUGCAGUUCUCGCGCGACAUGAGGUCGUCCAAUAACCUCUUCCACUACGUCAUGCAAGACAACACGGUCGAGAGAAACAAAGGUGGCGGAUUUCGAGUCGCGCUUCCCUACGUCUGGAAGUACAACGAAAACUUCACACAUUCGGUGUUCAUGGACAACAACACUUUCGUCAAUAACCGCAACUUCGGCGUCGUAAUCGACGGCCACUACGCCGUAGUCAAUUUGACCAAGAACGCAUUCCGCGAAAAUAAAUGCGAAACGGGAUUGUUGGCGGUUAAAGGUAUGGAGAAGAAACUCCUGGUGCGCGGAAACCGUUUCCUGGAGAACAACUGUCAAUUCGUCAUCGAGUUCGGCUGCGACAGUCAGUCGGAAAUCCUCGGGGAGGUUCCCGCCUCUUUUGUCUACAACGAGUUACGCGGUAAUCGACUCAUCAUGAGCCGCUCAUCGUUCGGAGUCCUCCAGGUCCGGGACGAUCCCACUUUCGUGCUUGGUUUCAAGGGCGUCCAAAAGGUCAACGUCAAUAGGAACCUUUUCGCCGGAAACACCUUGAGGUACGACCUGAUGGCCGGAAUCAAGACCGCUCGGGUAGACAACUAUCUCAACGCACAAGAGAACUGGUGGGGUACCACUUCAGAGACCGAGAUUGUGUCCAGAAUAUUCGACUUCGAUGACUGGAAUGACCACGCGGUAGCCUCCUUCAGACCGUACCUCCUCGAAGAAGAUUUCCUAGCAAGUUAUUCGUCGACGUACAGCAACGCGGAGGCGUCUUCCGUCGACGUUAACGACCUCAAAGGUCGGUUGUAUCAAGACCUAACUCUCGUGGCCAGGGACCGCUCCUACGUCAUUCAGUCGGAUGUCACUGUCAUGCCUAACGUCACAUUGACCAUACACCCGGGGGUAGUGAUGGAAUUCGCCCCAAACGUCGGCCUUCUUGUUCUGGGAACGUUGAACGCUGUUGGUUACGAGGGUAAACCUAUCGUGAUGCGUCCCGUUAUGAAGUCCGGCAACCUCGUUACCGACGAGACGCUGAAGAGGAGGAAACGUCGCGAGUUGGAGCUCGUCGGACAAGAGAAUAUCCGCCUUUGCGAGAACCGCGAUUGCAUGAGCGUCACCGACGAGGUGCCCCACGAAGGUUUCCUGGAGUACUUCAACCGUACCACGUUGCAAUGGAUUCCGAUGUGCGAUUCCAGAUUUACCGAAAGAAACGCGGAGGUAGUGUGCCGCGAGUUGGGUUUUGACCCAUUGGACGCGUUCUUUGACUUCGAUGUCCGCGUAGACUUUCACAGCAACUCGCUGUCGCGCAUAUGGACGUGGCCGGAACCGUUACAGUGCAAAGGUACCGAGAGACGCUACGAAGAGUGUCCCGUACGCUUGAACGGACAGCAGUUCGGCCAUAGGCACCGGUGCCAUUGGAACGGCAGGUUCGUCUUCAUCAAGUGCAGCCGAAGACUGCCCGGUUCGGCUCAAGGUUAUUGGGGCGGAGUCAGGUUCGCCGAGGGCGACUUUGAGCGAAGGUCAUACUCGCACCGCAUCCACGACAUACGUACCCAUACCGAUUCCCGCCCCCAAGAAUCCACCAUGAAGUUUGUGCGUGUCCUAGGGGCAGGGAUUUUGCACAAUGAAAAGUCACCGGCUGUGCAGAGCGUGGUCAAGAGUCCCGUCGUGCAGUACGUGAACGUCAUCGCAUCGGCGUCGCACGGUAUUAACGUUGUCGGACCUUCGGCUACGAUGAACCUAUUACGGAACGAAGUGGUAGGGUGUCGAGGAGUGGGCGUCAACGUGGUGUCGUUGUUCGGUGAGGGUAGAGAAUCGGAAGAGUCGAGUUUUACGCCGCUGAGGGGGAUGAACUUGCCUUACAAUUUGUUCGGAUUCGUCGACGUGUGCGACACCCAAAAGGAAGUCGUGGUCGAGGAUCGACUACUUGUAUAUUAUAAGUACGACAACCAUCCGGUUAGUUGUGUGAAGAUUUUUAGAAGCGCGUUCGCGGUAAAACCUGUGGGAAUGAGGUUCUUGCAGUUUAAUUUGUUCAACUCGUCGGUGCCUCACGGCAUACCGGACUUCGUGUCUCUGCACGACGGCGACAUUUAUAACGUGUCGUCUAAACUGAUCGACGUCGUCACCAUGACUUCAGGGAACGACAGGAAGUUAUUCAAGUCGGGGUUACCGAGUUUGAGCGUCAAGUUGUUCGCCAACGGAGCUUCGUCCGAUCACGGCUUCGUAGCCGAGAUCGUGACGUUACCGAUAUCGGCUAUAGCGUUCAACAGGGACGUGCAGCAUAAUAUAUCGAGCAGCGUCAUCAGCAACAACACGCAGGGAGCGCUUCUCUACGUCGGUGCCGGCGAGGUCAACCCCAUCAUCACCAUCGAGCGGAACCAGUUCAGGGACAACUGCCGGAAACUCUACGGCAACUUCAGCACCUGCAGAUCGGCGAUCGAAAUAGACGUGCAGAACACGCAGACAGUGUUUUUCAGGAGCAACUUGGUGGAGCGUAACCAGGGUGGCCUCUACAUCAAGGCCGAUUCCAGAGGAUCAGCGACCGCGAUGCAAGGCUGGAUCCACAACAACCUCUUCGUCAACAACUCCCAUCUGCCGACGCUGUAUGUGGAGGGACGCCAAUCGUCUCCGUACCAAGAGGUGACCGUUUACCGGAACUAUUUUACGCGGAACCGCGCGGAAUAUCACAACAACAUUGUGCUCAAGCGCGUCGUGUCGAACUUCACCUACAACUACGUGAAAAGGAACGUCGGGUUACAAAACCUCGAGGUAUCCGGAUUCGAUAGGGUACGACUAAACGUUUACCAAACGACCACCCAUAAUGGAUUCUACAACAAUUAUGCGAUCAAGAGGGAGACCAAGUCCACCAUUGUGGCGGGUACUGCCGGACAGCACUACGUCGACAACAUAUUCUUCGACCCUGACAACGAUUACGAGAUCAUCACGGUGAAUCGUUCGCUGUUCGAAUUCAACAGCACUUUCCAACUGUGGGAUACGAAAAUCGACGCCGCUUACAACUACUGGGGUUUCAACACGACUUUGGCGGUAAGGGGACGUGUCAAGGACCAGAGUGACGACCCGACCUUGCUGGAAGUUAUCUCCGAGCCGUUCUACAUGAACAACCGCAGCAUACUGGGUUCCAAGUGUCCCCCCGGCUGGGACCUGGUGGGCGAAACUUGCUACAUGUACGUCGGCGCGCCUAUGACUUUCCGCGAAGCCAAAUCUUUCUGUCAGACUGACAACGCGUCUAUGCCGUACCUCGUGGGCAAUAUCAAUUACAUGGCAUUAUACGACUUUUUGAGGAGACAGUACCAGUGGCACUUGUACUCGGACAGGGUGUGGGUGCAGCACAUCGACAGAAUCAACGAGUGCACCAUCUUUGCGUAUCAGACUGUCGAGGUGGACGAUUGCGAACGGAGAAGCCCGUUUAUAUGUGAAAUAGAUCCUAAAGUGACGAUCCGGAUCCUACCUCUGGCGAACGAUACCGUCACCCUCGCCGUAUUCGGCAGCUUAGCCGUCGCUCUCGUCCUCAUAGCCAUCGUCAUAGCGUUCUGGUGGAGCAAGUCAAAGUACCGCAAGGCGCAACGUCUCGAGCGCCGCAACAGCAUCCGUCAAAGCCUGCACUCGCUCCGCUCCGUCGGUCUACCACCAGGUUCUUUCAACGACCCCGGGUACCGUAAAAAGGCGUCUCAGAUGAGUACGCGGUCGACGGACACCCUGACCAAAAACAGCGACUACAAGAAGAUCGUCAGCAACGGCUCGAUCGAUAGCAUGGAGAAGUACAAUUCCUCAAUCGACGAUAGUACUUCGUACGAGACUACCGGCACCACCACCACCAAUCCGAAUCCGUCCGCAUUCGCGUACUUGCCAGAGUACCAAAAGUCACCGUCGCGGUUCGACAACCAAUACGCGGGAAUCACUCCUCCGCGGUACGACCUGGCGUUUAGGAACGAAGGAUUCAAGGAUACGUCGACGUUCGGGACAGCCUCGCGCGCCGACAGCCUCGUCCAAGAAGACAACGGGUACUACUACGAUUCGGACACGUUGCCUCUCCGAGACGACGUUAGAUCGAAUGGUCUGGUGGGUGAACUGAAGGCAAAACUUCCCAAACCGCCGACUCCGCCCAGGAAGUACUCCCCGACCUAUUCGGAACGUCUUCAAGAUCUCAAGUAUAGCCCAGAUUUUAAUACGGUCGGUUUGGCCCACCACCCGGAUCACCUGGAGCGCUCCAAGUCUGCGGACUUCGAUGGGGAGCAGCGACAACGCAAAGGGAGGGCCAAGAGCGAGGCCCUAUUGGAGACUAAUUUCGAUUACGUGCCGAAGAGAGACGACGACUGCGCGCUCGACCAGAAUCGACCAAAUCUGAGCAAGAGUAAGAGUCAACCGCUGGAAACAGCGAUGUGAGGUCGCAUUUCGCAGGGGAGGGUAGGCUUAGCGCAACGCUGCUGAAACAAACGAAUGUGAUACUAGAUUUUUACCUAGGUUGUUGUUUGUAUAUAUAGGUAUAUCGACUUUUUAUAUAUCGAGACUUUUUUUAAACAAAAUCCAAUGUGUUCCCAAAGUAACGUAUUUUUCCUAGAAUAAGAUUUUUUCGAAAUAAAUUUUCGAGUUGUGA
This is a messenger RNA of Cylas formicarius (sweet potato weevil), 9482 nucleotides long. It is a transcript of the gene bark, whose product is annotated as protein bark beetle. The coding region runs from base 551 to 9271 and encodes 2906 amino acids. The transcript is spliced from 10 exons. The record is from RefSeq and is a predicted model, not a curated record. NCBI's taxonomy places the organism in Eukaryota, Metazoa, Arthropoda, Insecta, Coleoptera, Brentidae. Gene Ontology annotation, cellular component: membrane.